This is a messenger RNA of Naegleria lovaniensis, 1641 nucleotides long. RefSeq lists its product as uncharacterized. Bases 1 to 1641 code for a protein of 546 amino acids. The record is from RefSeq and is a predicted model, not a curated record. Lineage: Eukaryota; Heterolobosea; Eutetramitea; Acrasida; Naegleriidae. The transcript has a single exon.
AUGCAAUCUUCUACAGCUAUUGGAAGGAUGUUGUAUUCUAGGUUUGCUUUGGCAAGUCUUUUAGCACUUGCAUUGGUGAUGGUCACUGUCUUUGGAGAUGUUCAAGGUCGUUCCAUUCGUCGUGGUCGAGUUGGUCCAGUUACCAUUAAGAGAUGUCAAUCUUUGGGUGAUCCUCACUUCACGACCCUCAAUGGACUUCAAUAUGAUUUCCAAGGUCUUGGUGACUAUGUCUUUGCCAAGACUCGUGACGGUAAAUUCACUGUCCACACUAGAACAGGACGUUGGGGAGCAGGUGCUUCUGUGAACGUUAAUGCUGCAGUGGAUCUCGGUAAUGAUCGUACUUUUGAAUAUGAUGUUGAACAAGAUGUCUUUUAUGUCGAUGGUGAAAAGACUGAAAUUAAGGUUGGACAAAAAUUCAAAUUAGGAUCAGGUACUGUUGAACGAGUUGGUCAAACUGCUGCCAUUGUUACUUCCAAGAAUGGUGCUCGUAUGACCAUGAAUUGGUACAGACAUCCACAAUGGAAGCACCAACUUGGAUCCAGCGGAUACAUCUCUUUGGUGAUCGAUAUGCCAUCCAAUGUUGAAGUCUCCCAAGGAUUGUGCUUGACUCAAACUCACAGCAAUUUACAAGCUAGAGGUAUUCUCCACAAUCAUAAGGCUAGAAAGAUUGUUCGUUUCACUGAUCCAAAGAAGAUCACUGCUAGAAGAAAGAAGUGGGCUAAGAAGGUCUGUACUAAGGCUGGUUUGAGCCACAAGAAGAAUCCAAACGCUUUCAGAGCUUGUGUGUUGGACACUAUUCAAUCUGGAAAGAAGAUUGGUAAGACCAUUGCCAAGAACAUUAAGAAGAUUAAGAAGCUUGAAAAGAAGGGUAAUAAGAAGUAUUUGAGAGCCUUGAAGCAAAAGUUGGAUAAGGAAGUUUCUGAUGUCAUUAGAAAGAAGGAAAUUGAAAUCUCCAAAUUGCAAAAGAUUGCCAAGGAAGUGAGAGCAUCCUCCGAAAUCAAGAAGAAGAAGUGCAUUGCCAAGAACAACAAGAAAGCUGAAGAUGCUGAACAUGAUGUCAAGAAGGCUCAACAAAAACUUGUUGAACUCACUUUGAGAAUGAAGAGAAGAGCUUUACGUAUCUUGAAGAAGGCUGCUAGAAAGGCUAGAAAGUUGGCACAAAAGGCCCGUCGUUUGGCUAGAAUUGCCAAGAGAAAGGCUACUCGUAAGGCUAUCCGUGCUGCUAGAAAAGCCAAGAGAUUGGCCAAGCAAGCUCAAAGACGUGCUCGAAGACUCGCCAGAAAGGAACGUGCUUUGGCAAGAAAGGCUAAACGUGCUGCUAGACGUGCUGCCAAAAAGGCUGCAUGGAAGAAGGCCAAGCAAGAACGUGCUGCUAGACGUGCUGCAAGAAAAGCUAGACGUGCUGCAUUGAAGGCUGCUAGAAAGGCAAGACGUGCUGCAAAGAAGGCAAAAAAGACUGGUACUAGACGUGCUAGAAAAUCAGCAAGACGUGCCAAGAGAGCUGCUCGUAAGGCUGCUUUGAAGGCAAAGAGAGCUCAAAAGAAGCUUGAAAGAGAGAAGAGACGUGCUGCUAGACGUGCAAAGAGAGCUGCUCGCAAGGCAAGAAGAGAAAGAAGAAGACAAUGUCUCCGUAUUGCAUAA